Ceratitis capitata (Mediterranean fruit fly) is the source of this 498-nucleotide messenger RNA. Its product is annotated as anaphase-promoting complex subunit 15B. NCBI's taxonomy places the organism in Eukaryota, Metazoa, Arthropoda, Insecta, Diptera, Tephritidae. Gene Ontology annotation, cellular component: anaphase-promoting complex. Gene Ontology annotation, biological process: regulation of mitotic cell cycle spindle assembly checkpoint. Bases 54 to 422 code for a protein of 122 amino acids. The record is from RefSeq and is a predicted model, not a curated record. The transcript has 3 exons.
GUUUAUAGUAAAGCAAAACCAGCUGUUAUAUAUUUAAGUCCUGCAUUGGCAACAUGUCAAUGAUACCAUUCUUUCCAUCCUUACGGCCACAAAUUGCUAAUCGCAUUUGGUUCGAAAUUAACACACCACCCAACGAAGAUGAUGUUUUACGCUAUGAACGUGAACAUGAUAAUUGGAAAGACUCUAUUAAAAAUGCAGCAAGUGAUAUCCCACCCUUGGGGAAAGUACUAACAAGAGCUGGACCCGAAACUGACGACGAAGAUGCAAAUGAUGAUAGUGACGAUUCAGAUACUCACGACGAUGAUGAUGAUACAAAUGACAGGGCUAUUCCUGGACAACCAGAGCAUUCAGCGCUCUAUUCGCCUGGCGAUGAUAUGAAUCCCAUAAAUGAGGAUGCACCAGCAACCGCUGAUACAUUAUAAAAUAUUCUCCACUUUUAUCCAUUUUUCAUUUGAUGUAACUUAUGAGAAAUAUAACAUUCACUGUUUAUUAUUAUUA